AUGGGAGAGGAGGAAGGAAAAGAAGAGGAGAGGGCCCAGGCGAUAGUAGAGGGCAAUCUGGAGGAGGUACCUAGUGACAAUCUCCUACAGAAAGAAGAGAGCUUGGCAAGGAAGUGCCCUAUUGAAAAGGCGGAGAUCAUACAGGACUUGUUAAGAGAUUACCUGGAAUUAACUAACAUAAUAGUUGAAAUAGAGGCAGUAGCCCAUUUCGUAGAACAUAACAGAACUGACGAGCGGACAACUCAAGUGCGGACAAGCCGUGACGUUUUUACCAAAGAUAGCACACCGUUGGUAGAAAUGAGGACAACCGGAGUCGUAGUUGCGACCCCAGUGAGCAUGGGGAGGAAGAUGGAAGUCCCGACGAACAGGGGCAUAACCGUGGAGGAGCCUAUGAGGGAUGAAGAAACCCACGUCCUGGCCGGCGUGCCCGUCUCACAGAAGAAAGACAGCACGAACACCUUCAUCACGCUCAAGGGAGCGACGGAGGGGUGGACGAUGGUUGACAUCCACAAGCAGCUGCCAACCGAGGAGGAGCUGAAGGAGAUUGGUGUCAGCGCUAAAGUGGUUAGACCUCUGAGCGACGGAAAAGGGGUCCUAGUCAGGACGGAGGGGUUGGUGCAGGCCAACAAAAUCUUGGAGUGGGAUCGCCUGAAGGAGCAAGGACUGGAGGCGAGGCUGACCACGUCGCGACGCCCCCGACUGGAGGUCAAGGGAGUACCCAGGCACUGGGACGCAGGGCUCUUGGAGGAGUUCCUAUGGAAGAAGAGCGGGUGCCAGUUGGUGACUGGAUCGGACUCUGAUGCACGGACCGCAGUUGCUCCUCCGAGAUCACUGGUCUUUACUCUCGAGCGAUACACUCUUCCAGAAGCCGCUGGGAUGGCAGCAUACCUACACUAA
Nezara viridula (southern green stink bug) is the source of this 897-nucleotide messenger RNA. The record is from the annotation of a GenBank genome assembly. Lineage: Eukaryota; Metazoa; Arthropoda; Insecta; Hemiptera; Pentatomidae.